Messenger RNA from Oryzias latipes (Japanese medaka), 2689 nucleotides. It is a transcript of the gene spmip2, whose product is annotated as sperm microtubule inner protein 2. The record is from RefSeq and is a predicted model, not a curated record. Lineage: Eukaryota; Metazoa; Chordata; Actinopteri; Beloniformes; Adrianichthyidae.
AUGUAGGUCGUGUCUGUUUGUACAUUUUAAUCCUAACAACGAAUGUGCAACAUAUAAAUGCAUUCUUGUAAUUUUAAUUCAACGAAGUGUGACUUUAUUACUAAAUUUAUCGUGAAAAAUUCAAAUGACAGUAGAACAUAGAAAUGUGGUUAGUGGCAUGUCUCACAGUCGUGACAUUCAGAAAACUUGACCGGAAUUUGCGCAGCAGGCGGAGGCUGGGCGGAUCCUUUCAACAAAGGACCAAACGGAGACUCACCUUGGAUAAAUCCACUGUAACCUGGCGCCACCACGCGUCUGGGUUGGGUAUUGCAUGUUUUAACAAAGUUUAAAGCGAGCCGACCCAAAAAUGCAGGGCGAAAACUUGGAAAGCAAAAGCACUUUUUUCUUGGAAAUUAUUUGAAAUGCCGAAUAAUUUAAAGCAUUACGAGUACACCAACAAUAAAAAUGUCUUGUAAGAAACACAAAAGUAAUUUUAAAAAAGGAGAACAUGAUAUUAUCAAGUAUCUUUUGACUUUGUGAAAUAAUUUUACUUUAGAGUAUGAGCUCUGACAGAAUUCUAUAACUGCAAAGAUUCAUAACCAGUGUAGUUUAAUGUCUGACCCUUUCCUGUCUGGGGAAGGUAAUGCUGCCUGCAGCAAUGACACCAUGGCAACCGCUGGACGCAUGUCAGUCCCCCAGGACCUCACGCAGAGCUGACUGCAUGUGUUUCACAGCGGCUUCCAUCCGGCAACGAGCACCACACCAACGGUAAAAUGAGGCCCAACACAGAUCCAGAGGGGCAGCGGGGACAGAGGAUGAUUUUCACCGGUCCAGAUGGGGUCGGAGACUACCGGCCAAAGCUGACUGAUUUUCCUCAUCACAUCGGUGUGGGCCCUGUCUCCCAUGAGGCUACGGGUGACCUGGGUUAUCUGUGGCGGGCUGCGCCGCACGCCCCUCCAACCACAGCCCGGCACAGCUAUAUAGGAGAGGUGGGCUGGGGGUGGCAGUACAACCAGCAGCUGAAUCAAAGCACGCUGCUCAGCAACAUGCAGAUCAAGAAAACAGAGCUGCGUGCAUCCUUGGAGGUAUCAGCCUCCCAGAAGUUUUAAAGAGUAAGACAGAAUUAGUUUCACCUCCUUUGAGGGCUGUGCUGAUGAUGGAGACAUGAGAAGCUUCGAGUGACUGCAGCGUAACCCAUCUGCUUGCACAUCCAUAAUGCAACACCUGCUUGGGGCAGGAACACACAGAGCCUGCAUCUGUGGUCAUGAAAUCUGCUUGACACACACAUGCAGCCGACACAAACAGGCUGCUAACCUGAGCAAACCCCCUGAAAAAACCCCUGUGCUGGAGCUUUUCACCAACAACCCCCCCUCACUAUGCCCUGGUUGUUGGUCUGUGUUCAGUUUUGUCACACAGUGUUCAGGUAAAUCAAAAGUCAGACAGGUUCAGCUUCCAAUCCAGUACAGAGCAUUGGCACGACAAUCAUGAGGAUUGUUGGCAACAUCCAUGCUGUUUAGAGCUAACAUGAACCCUCUAACUGUAUGUGUCCAACAUGAAUCAGCUGAGUUUGUCCAGCACUAUUUAGCACUGGUUAGACAUUAUUAGACACAGGUGGUUAGACACCUAAUGAGCUUUUACAGCCCCCCCCCCAGCCCAAACAUGUGAUAUGGCUUGAGGUUUACACUAGAUACCCUUUCUGACCCAACACUGCAUUUACCUGGGUUUGGGCCUAAACGUGGAAGCACUGGAAAGCGCCCCCAUGUGGUUGUAGUGACUUACAGCACUAGUGGUCCAAGGCAGUCUCCCUUCCAUGGACUACCUGACCUGACCUGGAUGGAGCAUGUGCUGUGCACUAGAAAUGGCUAUUUACAUGUAAACUAUUAAAUAUUAUUUUGUUAAUUUGAGCCCACCUGGUUGGAAUUAUUAAGUGUUUUUUUUCAUAGCCUGGCCUUUAACUCAGGAUUUAGCCAUGAUGCUGGUAUUGUUAAGCAUUAUUCAACCCGUUUCAGUUUUUCUGAAACAUUCUAAGCAUCAACAACACCUUUCCUGACAUUUAGUCAGAUAUAUUGUUGCUCUCUUGCUAUUUUACCAGAUCAUCCUUGAAAGGCUUUUUUCCAUGAAAAACAUGAGGAAAUGUGAACUAAAGUCAUUUGAGUUACAGGUACACUGCUAAAAGGAAAGUAUUCACCUUCAGAAGCUGCUGUGUCCUGAGCAGGUCACAGGGGGGGCAGUCCCACUGAUGUCAUGGCCAAGGGCCAUUGCAGGGUCAACCUUAAAAAUAUAAGGCAAAAUAAAACGAGAAAUAAAAUCAUUUUAAGUCCUUAUUAUAUUUUCAUACAAAAUAAAAAGUUUUGUCAAACUGAUUAAAAAGAAAUUUAAAGCUGCAUAUUCAUAUAGUAUUAUUUAAAAGAGUAACAUUUUCUAACCUUUAGAACAAAUCUGUAAUGUGUCACUUUUUGUUUGUGUAUUCUUUACAACAAAUGUGGUCUUUAGGGACAGAGAGGGCUAACUUUAACCAGUAUUGUGUACUGUAAACACACCCUACUGCAUAUAUAUAUAUAUUGUAUGUGUGUCAGUUACCAUGGGGAAGAAACCCAUUACAAAAAAAUCAAAAAUGAAAGGAUGUCUGCCUUUUUAGAUUCACUCAAAUAUUUCUGGUGAAACAAUCAUUUUCCAACUUUCAAAAAGUUCCUUUCUGUAUGGAAGUGAU